This is a messenger RNA of Aspergillus campestris IBT 28561, 1086 nucleotides long. RefSeq names its product zinc-binding alcohol dehydrogenase family protein. The coding region runs from base 1 to 1086 and encodes 361 amino acids. The transcript is spliced from 2 exons. Lineage: Eukaryota; Fungi; Ascomycota; Eurotiomycetes; Eurotiales; Aspergillaceae. Gene Ontology annotation, molecular function: oxidoreductase activity, acting on NAD(P)H. The record is from RefSeq and is a predicted model, not a curated record.
AUGAAGGAAGCGAUUGUUACGAAGGACACGUCGGUCGACAUUGUCGAGUCUCCCGUCCCAACGCCGGGGCCUGGCUAUGUGCUGAUCAAGGUUAUCGUCGCCGGUUCCAACCCGAAGGAUUGGAAGGUCCCCCUCAUCUACGGUUCGGAUAUGAACACUGGUGAUGAUAUCGCUGGUAUUGUCGAAGCCGUGGGAGAGGACGUCGUCGGAUUCAGGAAAGGGGACCGCGUGGCUGCUUUCCACGAGAUGAUGGCCUCGCACGGGGCCUUCGCCGAGUACGCCCUUGCACCCUACUACACUACCUUCCACAUUCCCGACUCAACAACCUUUGAGGAGGCUGCCACGAUUCCUCUAGCGGCCUACACCUCCGUCUGCGCGCUCUUUCAAGAGCUCGAGUUACCAGAGCCCUGGUCGCCACGCUCUAAGGCCGCGGGCAAGGAGGGCACCAAGCGUCCUCUCCUCAUUUAUGGAGCCAGUACGGCCACGGGAGCGUUCGCUAUCAAGCUUGCAGCCGCCGCCAAUAUUCAUCCUAUCAUUGCGAUAGGCAGCAAGCGGAGCGAAUUUGUCAAGCCCUUCCUCGAUGAGAGCAAGGGAGACGUCCUUGUCGACUACACUGCUUAUUCGACUGGGGAGGAGCUGAUCCAAGCGACCCAGGAGGCCGUCAAGAAGGGAGGUGCUCCCGACGGCCGCUGCUGGAAGGCCUUUGAUAGCGUUUCCGAGGAUGACACGAUCAGGCUUGUCACUAAGGUCAUUGCUGGCCCGCCGGAUGCUGCUGGUCGGAGGCCAAAGAUGACCAACAUCAUGCUCAAAACCGAGGUCGAGGGUUCGGACCCGAGUGUUGAUAUUGUCUUCUCUAUGGUCGGUCAGGUUCACACCGAGAAUGAGAACGACAGGCUCAUUGGUGUGGCAUGGGGCGCAGCGUUUGCACGGGGUCUGCGUGAGGGUUGGCUCAAAGGUCAUCCUUACACGCUCGGCGAAAACGGUCUCGAGGGAUUGUCUGACGGCCUAAAGGGUCUUAAAGACGGAAAGAUUCGCGCACAGAAGUUCUUGACACGUCUCAGCGCGGCGCCAGGGGCAAGCGAUUGA